UGUGUAUUUGGAGGGACAUAACUUAACAGCCAGCGACCUAUAGAUAAACUCUCUUCGUUCCUCUUUUCUCGCUUUCUUACCUGCAGAUGAAAAAUGUACAGCCGUGCUGUGAAAUACCUGAAUUGAGUUUAAGGAGAAGUGGUAUGGGAAAAUAUUGGGUUGUGAAGUCACACAUUUGUCAUGGAUUAAAAUUGUUUGAAAAAAAAGUUUGCUGUGGAAGUUUUACAAAGCUGUUACUAAAAAUUGAUAAUUAUUAUUAAAGGUCAGUGAUGUUGAGGAUUAAACCGUUGUAACAGCGUUGAAGUUUAUAUUAACAGUGUGGAAUAAAGUAGUAGUUGGUUAUACAUUAACAUUUAACAUGAUGUGUAGUAUAUUCAAUAUAUUGAAUGAAGGUGUAUAUGGUGUAUUGGUGUUUAUUUCAUAAAAAUUGUUCUGGAAUAAUUUGAUUUUUUAUAUCAGAAGUAACUGUAAAAGCUGUAUUAGAGAAAAUUAAUACUCUGUGCAAAAAGGAAAAAAAAACAUCAAGGAUUAAUCAUGCUUGGCGAGAUGUUGUAGGAUUGGCCUACAGAAACUGAUUUCUUCAAAAGAGAAUGGUGAGCAGAGAUUCCGAGUCACAUAGUAAGCAAGUGUCUGUGCAGAUUCUCCAUAUACCGUGGUGUUGAAAUGACUGCUUUCACUAUUAAAAGAUAAAAAUCAAUCGGAGUAUCAGCUGUAAGAAAUAUCUGCUUGGCUAGAUUGGUCAACAUCCUAUGUCAUGGCUGCAUCUAAAACAUACUACGCUAGACCUGUGUACAUGGCGAACAAAGGCGAUCAGUUGAACUCCAGGUCAUCCGAAUUAAUGAACACGAGUAAAUCAAGACCGAGGACUGUUCAUUUCACAAGUCUUGAAGACACAGACCCCCCUCCUCGGCCCCCACCCCCUCGACCAACCCCAAGUGGAGCCCCAAAAGGGAAUAUGACAGGAAGUAAGAUUCAGGCUAUUAAACGUCAGUUGCCAAUGGCACCAAAUCCCAGUCCUCAAAGUACCUCAGAACCUAAACCAUUGACCCGAAUUAAUGUCACAAGUCAUGACCAACUCUGGCAGAAAGAUACCGGUGAGGAAAAUGGGAGCAGGUCCAACGGGCUUUCGCUGCCAUUGAAUCAUAUAACUAAGGAGUCCACAGAAGAAAUGAUUCGAAAUUUUGACCUAGAGACAAUGAGUGAUCAUAGCGAUGCCUCUGCAGAUACCAUGAUUAUGAUGACCACAGAAGAGGAGUUGAAAAAUCAGGAAAAAAUCAAUCAUAGUCUCAAGCAAUAUGCUUCAAAAAGGUUCCAACAAGAACCAUCACUUGAAACCCUUAAAUCAAAUACUAAUACUCACUCCAAAAAAAAGAAUAUGCGUAUAACAUUCGCAGACAUGAACGGUAAAGAUGUUGAUUGGCAAUGUGUGCCAAAUGGAAUAGCAGAGGAUGCUGGUCAGGGAAAUAAAAUCUCUCCCUUGCACAUAACAACUGAUCCUUAUUCAAACAGGGAGUAUAGAGAAGACAGGGUGUCUUCUGAACCAAACACCACCGACUCCAGCGCAAGUGUUUCCCCAGACGAUGGAUAUGGAACUUUCUCGAGCACAGGGACAGUUUCUUCACCUUUUUCUUCGAGCUGUGGUUCAAAUGAUUUCGAGAACUUUGACAAUGGUGGAUUAAAGAAGUGUUUUUUACCCAAUGGUGCAAUAAAGCCUAAUUCUGUUCGUGAAAGUUGGGCUGUUAGACGUAAACAACGCAUGAUUGAAGCUCAGGACAAUUCCGUACAAGAACAGUUGAGAUCACUGACAAUUAUAGAGGAAGAACAGAUGGUAAAUCAGAACAGUAAUAAGAAUUUAAAAUCGUCUCAUUUUGGAACUAUAAAAAACAGUGAAUGGAAAACGGGUUUAAAAGGAAGCAUAGCGUUUGACAAUAAAGAUGAGGAAUCGCAGUUUGUAAAUGUUUCACGGAGUGAUCUUCAUAGAGUGAACCAAAAGCUGUAUGUGGUUUCCAAUGACAACGAGACCCAUAAUGGUGGGAGCAGUCGACAAGAGAGGGUCUUGCCUCGGACACCCACAUUGCAAGAUCCACCGUUUAAUCCGACUGUGCCCAUGCAUGCCUCACAGUUCCCUGCUGAUCAUGUAACUUAUGCGGUACCGGUUCGCCGCAGAUCAACAAAGGGUGAGGUUGUUUCUGAUGAUGUAAGAAACACUUAUGCAAGUGUAAGGAGACCUGGCAUUGAGGAGACGGAACCUAAACGUAUGAAUGACUUUUUACACCAAGUCCCACCUGUUGAGCGGCAGACGUAUGCUUGGGAACAAGAUAGUGAGGCUGGUACAGACAAUAUGGGACCCAUUUACAGGCGAGCUGUAGUGGAACCAAAUGCGUGCAUGCCAAUUGGAAGUGGAAAUAUUUAUCAAAGUGCUAAUGGCGAUGAGGGAUUUUAUUCUUUGAACCGAAGCAGUAGAAGUACAAGUGUGUCAAGUUUUCUGCCAGUGAAUGAGCCUAGUGCAACACCUCGCUUAGGGGCAGUACAGAGUGAUGGACCAAGGUCCCCCCUUGAAGCUUUGAGUGGUGAAAUGCUCGAAAAAUUCAGUGAAAUGGACAUGAAUUAUCGAAACUUUAACGGUUUUGAUGACAAGAAUGAGAUUUUUUGUAGGACUGAUUCUAAAGUGAACUAUUUUCAGGCUAAACAAAUCAACAGAAUGUACCGUGAUGAGAAUAAUCCGCAAACUCAGGAAUUCGGGUCCGCUCGCCCCUUGCAGCAAACAUGUGUUCAAAGUGAGACAAUGGCCAGACAAACAUCAACCCGUCAGGCAUCAAAAAGUGAUUCAAAACAUGAAACAUCAAAAUCAUCCUCAUCUUCAAAACAGGAGGAGGGAAGAAAUGCUAAACAUGAGAAAGAAAUGGACAACAAUUCUAAAGGAAGUAAAUUAUUUCAAAUUUUGCCGAAUAUGUUCAAGCCCUCGAACAAAAAAUCAAACAAAGGAAUCAAAGAUAAAGACUCCAAGGAAUCUAAAGGUAAGAGAAAAUUACCAGUGCCUUUGUCUGUACCAGUGAAAGAAAUCAAUGAAGACAGGUCUGAAAUUGAUGAAAAUGAACAAGCAGAAUACAUAAACAUGAGUGACCUUCCUCAAUAUUCUCUUGCUAGUGUUGAAUAUGAGGAGAAACUUAGGAAAGGACAGUAUGUGUCCCUUGAGUCGUUAAAUAAGCGGCCAGUAUUUGCAAGCUCAAGGGACAUCCAGAAACUGUUUUCAACCCAUGACCAGUCGUUCGACUCCAUACAUUCGCAUGGCACUCAGAGACACAGCUUCCAUGCCAUGCCUCUAACGUAUCGGCAUCAUAUUGGCAGGAAUACGUCAGUUGAAAACAUGAGACCUAGAGCUGCAUCAGCCAGUGCUUCAACAAAAACAACCCAGCUACAGAACUCUGCUGAUAGCCACAUGGCUUUGAUUAAUCGAAAAAAUGCGGCGGUGAUGAUGAACGCUAAACAAGACAAUGUUUUCCAUUCACACGCUAUGGCAUCUGUGCCUCAUUCGAUGACUUUGAGUCAAAGAACUUCAGAAUCUAGGACACGAUUGGACAGUGGAAGUAGUGGUGGCGAUUCAAAGCUGUCCACACUUGUGUGAUAGUUUGGUGUUAGAAAGUGCUUGAAAAACAUUUGUCUUUGUGUUGUAACAGGGAUUAUAUAGUACAUUGGAAGGUACGGUGUUGUAAUAUCAUGGAUGUAAGAUUAAAGGUUUUUUGUCGUGAAACAAAGAAAGAAGGUUAAAGGAACACUCUAUUUAUAUCUUGGAUAGAAGGUUAAAAGUUUGGUCUAGUAAAAGCAUGGAUAGAAGAUAAAAGGUAUGGGGAUGUAAUUUUCUAGAUUGAAGGUUCAAUGUUAUAUCUUGGGUGGAAUGUUUAAGGUACACUGUAGUUUUAUCCCGAAUAUAUGGUUAAAGGUACACUGUAGUAUUAUCCCGGAUGUAUGGUUAAAGGUAUGAUGUGAAUAAACUGAGGCUAUUUAAUGGGAUUCUACCAACAAUUAUUUGUAUAAUUUUCACUGUCGUUGGUUUUCAUCUAUAUAUUUUAAUGUACAUGAUUACAGAUAGUUCUUGCUUUGUUGUUUGCCAAUAGUUUCAGCACACAAUAUCUUUUAAAUACUAAUUGUCAGAGAAAGUUUCUGCAAAUAUUGAAUAUUACCCAAACAUUAUUUUAGAUGAUUGAGCAUUGAGAUUUAAUUGACUGAACAAUAGGAACAAAAACAAAAUAAAAUAAAUUGCUGAAUCUUCAUGCAAUCCUUGCGAUUUUUUUAAGUAAUGGGUGAUCUAUAAUUGAGCUUUUCACUCAUGAGGUAAAACAUUAAUUGAUUAAAUUGUAAUUGUUACUUUGUUUUUUUACAGAAAUUAUGACAAUGCUCCAUGUCUGUUGUUCUGAUAAAAGUAGAAAUGUGAAGAUUAAAGCUUUUUUUUAACACAUUUCAACACAUUUUUACUUUUUGAAACUAAAGAUUUAAAAACAG
This is a messenger RNA of Dreissena polymorpha, 4500 nucleotides long. RefSeq lists its product as uncharacterized. The transcript is spliced from 2 exons. Lineage: Eukaryota; Metazoa; Mollusca; Bivalvia; Myida; Dreissenidae. The record is from RefSeq and is a predicted model, not a curated record. Bases 755 to 3625 code for a protein of 956 amino acids.